Talaromyces stipitatus ATCC 10500 is the source of this 911-nucleotide messenger RNA. RefSeq lists its product as uncharacterized. The record is from RefSeq and is a predicted model, not a curated record. Lineage: Eukaryota; Fungi; Ascomycota; Eurotiomycetes; Eurotiales; Trichocomaceae. Bases 33 to 911 code for a protein of 292 amino acids. Gene Ontology annotation, cellular component: endomembrane system. Gene Ontology annotation, biological process: vacuolar proton-transporting V-type ATPase complex assembly. The transcript has 2 exons.
GAAUCAGACAGACAUCUUCAAGAUCAAUAGAGAUGGUCCUCCUCACCACAACACAGACAAUAAUUACAGCUCUACAAGAUCUCUCACCAUCUGCCCGAACUGAACUGCAUCUCCCAGAACCAAUACCUUCGACCGGCGCACCAAUUUCACACAAACAAUUGAUUUCACUGAGUAAAGCGUUCACCACCGACUCAGACUCCUUAAACGCAAACAAUGAAUAUACACUCAACUCCCUCCUUCGAGGGACAAAGGUGUAUAUACCUCCUCCACCAGCAAAACCAGAACCUUCACCAGAAUACCUCGCCCUCAAAGCGCGUCUCCAAGCCCUCGCCGACGAACAAGCAUACAACGCUUUAAUUGCGCCUUCUUCAGUCCAUACCACUUACAAACCAUCCCCCAUAUUCUCCGGCAUCCCUUCCACCGAUACAAUCGACAAAGCUGAAGAAGAUGAUAUGAUCACCCCUUCCCUCGUAAUCAACAUCUUCAUGUCCGUCCUCCUCUGCGGCUUUGCCACGUUCUGGGCCCUGAAGAAUUUCCAAACUCCUUCGUUUCUGAGUUGGAUUCUACUAUCCAGUCCUUCUGGAAAAAAGACUACGUCGACGGCGGCAAGUAAAGACCCCGUCUUUGUGCUGGUUUCAAUGUUUGUCGGGAUAUUGGUUGGUGUUGCGGAAACGGUGGUUUAUGCUGCUUAUUUGAGAAAGGUGAAAUAUGCCAAGGAGACGGAGAAGAGGAUUAAGGAAACGAAGGAGGUUGUUUCGUCGGAGGUUUUGGAUGAGUCGAAACAUGAUGAUCAUGGUAAAGAGGAGGUUAAAAUAUGGGGGAAGGGUGUUAAUGGGGGAGUGAGGAGGAGGGUUAGGGAGAGAUGGGAGAAUGCUAAUGAGGAUUCUAGGCCUGAAUGUCAACAGAAUUAA